This is a messenger RNA of Oryzias latipes (Japanese medaka), 3213 nucleotides long. It is a transcript of the gene wee1, whose product is annotated as WEE1 G2 checkpoint kinase. Gene Ontology annotation, biological process: protein phosphorylation; mitotic cell cycle. Lineage: Eukaryota; Metazoa; Chordata; Actinopteri; Beloniformes; Adrianichthyidae. The record is from RefSeq and is a predicted model, not a curated record. Gene Ontology annotation, molecular function: non-membrane spanning protein tyrosine kinase activity; magnesium ion binding; ATP binding. Gene Ontology annotation, cellular component: cytoplasm; nucleus.
ACGGUCGCGGGAAGUCCUUUGCCACGCGCGUGAUGGGAAGAACCUAGUUCUUGACUCAUUCAAACUUUUUGUAAACAUUACUAAGUUUUUAUCGGGGACAGACUGGUUCCUGGGUCAGUGAGUCAUCGACUCCAGACGGACGGAGACCGAUAUUUGCCUGGUACUCAGACGUAGCUUUAUUUUUUUUAAAGUUGAUGCUAGUUUAAGAAACUGUUUCGGCAGUGCCUUUAAGCUAAUCCGUGGCCAUCUUUUACUAGCGUGUCGGAAUUCGCGAGCACCCAAUGAGGGUGAUUUUUCUUUUAAAACGUUGUUUUUCGAUUCCCUUUCAGCCGAUACCUUUGUUUAAAGGUAAUUAUACAUUGGUUUAUUGAGCGAAAAACACUGCUAUCGUCACAUUUUUGGACUAGUCGCGCAUUUAGCUGCCCGUGUUGUCGACGAAGCAGGGGUUUAAACUCUGAAAAUGUCGACUUGCACUCGAAGACGUCUCGGAACUCCUCCCAAGAGCCUCCACAUUCGCCAGAAACUGCAGUUCACAUCCAGCGACGGAGAGGAGGAUUCUAUUGAGGAUGUUAACAGCAGCAUUGGGGGCGAGUCCGGCUUCACGGACAUGGAUUCCCCCAUGCCAGUCCGACGGGGCGCCGCCGCCGACAAGCUGCGGGGAACUAGCAACAGCAGCCCCCUGAAUCACUCUGGAGGGGACGACGACGUGGAGCUGUGGGACGAAGAGAGCCUCGACUCCCCGUCGUCGCACCUGCAGUCACCGAACAGUGUCAUUUACACGAACUGCCCAUCGCCGAGGAAGAGCCCCAGGUUGUACGGGGGCUCGCCGGAGCAUAGCUUCGUCCAGGACGACGGGGAAGGAUCCAGCUCUCCCAUCCCGGACUGCCCGGACACCCCUCCACACAAAACCUUCCGAAAACUCAGACUUUUUGACACACCGCAUACACCAAAGAGUUUGCUCUCCAGAGCUCGGGGCUCCGGCUCCCUGUCCUCCAGCAGGAGAAUCGCCCUGUUCAAAAAGGUGGAGUCUCCUGGAAAGUCAGCCACAGACAGCACCAGGAGGAGACAGCAGGUUCCCCUGGUGAACUUUAACCCCUUCACCCCAGACUCCCUGCUCAUUCAGUCUGCCACACAGCAAAGAAACAACAGAAAAAGAGCGCACUGGAACGACUCUUGCGGAGAAGACAUGGAGGCGAGCGACAGUGAAGGAGUGGAUGAGAUCCUCCCACCAUCCAAGAGAAUCACCAUGAUGGAGAGCAACAUGAUGUCUCGCUACACCUCGGAGUUUCUCGAGCUGGAGAAAAUAGGCUGUGGCGAGUUUGGAGCCGUGUUCAAAUGUGUGAAGAGACUCGACGGUUGUAUUUAUGCCAUCAAGAGGUCAAAGAAACCUCUGGCGGGAUCAGUAGACGAACAAAAUGCCUUGCGGGAGGUGUACGCUCACGCCGUGCUGGGCCAGCACCCUCACGUGGUGCGGUACUACUCGGCCUGGGCCGAGGACGACCACAUGCUCAUCCAGAACGAGUACUGCAACGGCGGCACGCUCUCAGACGUGAUCGCGGAAAACUACAGACGGCUCAGCUACUUCACUGAGCUGGAACUUAAAGAUCUGCUGCUGCAGGUUGGACGAGGGCUGAAGUACAUCCACUCCACUUCUCUGGUGCACAUGGACAUUAAGCCUAGUAACAUUUUCAUAUCGCGGAAGCCUGUGGCCAGCUUUGAUGAAUGUGAUGAGGUGGAUGGACUAGCAACCAGCGUUAUUUACAAAAUAGGUGAUCUUGGUCAUGUGACUACAGCGAACAAUCCACAGGUGGAGGAAGGUGACAGUCGAUAUUUGGCUAAUGAAGUUUUGCAAGAGGACUACAGUAACCUGACAAAAGCAGACAUAUUUGCUUUAGCUCUUACUGUUGUUGGUGCUUCUGGCGCUGACCCUUUACCCUCCAAUGGGGAAAAGUGGCACGAAAUCAGAAAGGGUAAACUGCCCUCCAUCCCUCAGGUGCUUUCUCCAGACUUCCUCUCUCUACUCAAGCUGAUGAUCCACCCUGACCAGGUCAGACGACCUUCGGCCUCCGACCUCAUUAGACACCCGGUGCUCCUGACCUCUGCCAGAAUGAGUGCAGACCAGCUACGAGUGGAGUUGAACGCUGAAAAAUUCAAGAAUGCUUUGCUUCAGAAGGAGCUGAAAAAAGCCCAGAUGGCCAGAGCAGCUGCUGAGGAGAAGGUUCUGUCCACCGACAGAGUCCUGACCCGCUCCACUCUCCAGUCCAACCUCCGAACCUCAAGACUAAUUGGAAAAAAGAUGAACCGCUCAGUCAGCCUGACAAUCUACUAAGACUUUGAAGCCAACUCUCAAGGCUUAAGGACCUCCUAACCAGACUUGGUGUGUGGUUUUUAUUCUCCUGGACUGCUGCCACACAGAACUGGAAGUUCUUUACACCUUUGUUGUAUAGUUGAAACCUUCUGCCCAUCUGUGUCUUUCUUGAUCAAACGGUCAUCCGUCAAAGGCCGUUGCUUUACCCUUCACAGUCCCGGUGUUGCGUGGAGAUCAGGCUCUGCACCGUUGUGUCCUUGCACUUCCCCUUGAAGACGCUGAAACCCUUUAGUAGCAGAUCAAAGCUGCAGUGAAGCCCUCUCCCGUGUGAAUGUACUUGCCUCUACCAUGUGCACCUUACUGCCUGUCAUAAGCCUGAUGCUGGGUGCAGGACUGCCUGAGGAUCGAUCACGUCUCUGUUUGUAAUGGAGCACUUUGAAGGCACCGUGUGGUCACAGUGUUGGCCACGUUUUGUUUUGUUUUGCAAAAUAUGAAAAACAAACUUGCUGCUAUUGAGUAAUUUUUUGUGUAUCAGGGUUUGGUCAGUUUCAGCUGGAUUCUUCUACAGAUAGUUGGCUUUUAUUUUCAAAUAUAAACCAGUCAUUUGCAUAUUUAGUUUUACUGCUUAGGAGUGAAAUCAACUGUGCCAUUUUGGUGAAAAGAGACCGUUAGUUUGAAUGAAUCCGGCCUUGAUCAGUGCUGCCAGCCCUCCCUGUAGCAUUAGAACAGCCACCGUCCUGUUCGUCAUAUUUUCAUGUGUUCUGCUGUCACAAUUCCAGCUCGUCCUUUUAGAUUAGUUGUAAUCGUCCGUACGUUCUUGUAGCUUCAGACACAAGAGCUUCAUGUUGUAACAUGUACAUAAUGUUCUUUAAAUAAAACCUCAUCAUUUCUCCUCUUCUAUUUUA